Messenger RNA from Gadus morhua (Atlantic cod), 2038 nucleotides. It is a transcript of the gene cuedc2, whose product is annotated as CUE domain containing 2. The coding region runs from base 148 to 993 and encodes 281 amino acids. The record is from RefSeq and is a predicted model, not a curated record. NCBI's taxonomy places the organism in Eukaryota, Metazoa, Chordata, Actinopteri, Gadiformes, Gadidae. The transcript has 9 exons.
ACCAGAAGUGACGUAUGAAUGUUUUGAACCACCCGGGCGGAAGAAACGGCUCAACGCUGAACGUCGCUGUUGAACGCUGCCAACAUAAAAACACAUCGGGAAAACCUAUGCUUAAUGACCCUUGCAUUUUAUCCACACUAAGGAGACAUGGACCUCCAUAAAAUUAUCCAUGAUGCUCUCCACGAGUUCAUCCAGACGUUCAUCCCCGAUGCAGAUCUCAGCUCAUUGGACGAGUUUCUCCUCUCCUACAUAACCGGAGUGUUGGAGGACCUCGGCUCCCAGGAGAGUGUGGAAGAGAACUUCGACAUUGAAGUCUUCACUGAAAUGCUUGAAGCUUACAUACCUGGGUUUGCUGAGAUCGACAGCGUCAAAGUCUGCGAAAUGAUGUUUAUUUUGGCCUCAAAAUUAGCAGAUGCUCGGAGCACAGAAAAUAAUAGUGCUCCAGCGACGACGCAUGACGUGCCUUCGUUACCCAAUGCCUUGGCUGAGGAAGCUCCACCGGGACGGGGGACGGAGUGCCCUGAAACACCGACAGAGGGCGCCACUGCCAAAAGUCCAAUGUCGGGUUGGGAGGCCGAGGAGCAGCACCUUCUGGAGAUGUUCCCCAAGUGUGGCCUGUCGGAGGCCCGCAGCGCCCUGUCCAUCGCCAGGGGGGACAUGGAGGAGGCCGUGCGGCUCAUCAUCGAGGGAGACGUCAAGCUGAGCUCCUCCCCGCUCAAUAUAAACCAGGGGAAGAAUGGCUCCGCCGGGGCGGACCAGAAGCUGAAGGAGACCAUUCUGGAAAAGUACAUGCUGGUAGACCGAGAGGAGGACAAGACCACACACCGGCCGGUCGCUCCAAAAGAUGCCCCAAAGAAGUUGGUGCGCUACCAUGGCAACCAGGUGGUGACGACAAAGGGGGAGCGGUAUCAGAUGGUGAAGAAAGAAGAGACGGAUGACAUGAAGAAGACGUACGUCAGCAUAAAACCCGCGCGCAAAUACAGGUUCCAUUGAUGACUAGCCAUGCCUUCAGAGAGCAGCUAUCCACGUUGUUUACAUGUUGUUGUUUUUCUCAAUGGUGUUUUAUUGGCUAGCGCCUGAACUGGCUAGGUAAUUCCCAAAGUAAAGGAAUAUGCUUUUGUGUCUGGUUUUAUAAUCUGGGUUUUUUUACAUUGCCAUACACUGCCUUGGUUCAUCUCAGUUAUUUUGUUUUAGUUUUAUAAUGGUAACACUAUUCACAGGCCGUAGUUGUGUAACUGUUUUGUGUGGUGUUUUUUGGUUGCGCCUUUUGCUUUUGGAAACAGUGGCGUUGCGUUUUAAACACUCACAACUGAUUCUCUUUUUGCCAUCUACGCCGGUCUGACACUGCACUAACUUAAGGUUGUUUGGUUCCAUCGGAAUUGUUCUUUUAACAUGAAAUUAUGGUAAACAAUGAAUUCAUAUGUGUAGAAAUAUCUUUAUAUCAAAAUAAGUUUCAAUAUGUGGUGACAACUUGGAUAGAUCUCAAUGAAAUUGCUUAUUCCCUUUUAUGUUUCAAUCAUUGAAUUCGUAGUAAAGCUAAGGACAAGCAUUUGCCAUUUUAGUACUAUAAUAAAAUAGUGAUGUUCAAUCGAAAACAUCUUUAUUUUUAUAUUAAGGUCUAGAUUUGCUAACUUAGAUUCAUCGUGACCGGUCUUUCUGCAACAUUUUGGAUUUUAUUAGGGAAUUUCUUGAUAUUUUCUGUGACAAUUGAACUCCUUUUAGUUGUUACAGUAACAUAGGAUCAUGUCAAUGAAUUUGUCCUUACGUUUAUGAAUUAUACUGUUAAUGUACAACAGUAUACUUGUCAAUCAUUUAUAGUGUUAAUGUGGUGGUAUAAAAAUAGAUGCCUGAAGUUCUGAGUUGACCUAUAUGUAUACAAACAAAGUAUUGCAAUUUUGCUAUUAAUAUGUCCGGUCUGACAAAGUAUUUAGUAAUAUUGUGUCAUCGUGAACGAAGCUAUCAAUCAUUGAAACCCUAAAGGUGUUUUACAAUUUACUGUUAUUUAUAAGAAAUAAAAGCUAGAUUUUGGAGAUCAUAA